Molecule: messenger RNA, 1641 nt
Organism: Ciona intestinalis (vase tunicate)
Lineage: Eukaryota; Metazoa; Chordata; Ascidiacea; Phlebobranchia; Cionidae
Source: RefSeq, a predicted model, not a curated record
GCUAGACUUGUUAUUGUGUUCAUUGGGGUCAUAUGUUCUAAAGGACAACCAUUGUGUUCUUGCUACGCUCACUGGAUCACACAUCAUUCAAAGGAAAUGUGAAUUGACAAAGAUUUUAAACGAGCGUAUCACUUACUCAGUGUUCAUUUACUAGGAGUUGUGCAGUGUUGGCAAAAGAGACAUGUAAGAAUGGGGGAUGAAAAGCAGCAAGACAUGGUUAACUUGCAUUUGACUAUACCUGUACCAAGUAUUGUAGUAAAUAGAAAUGAUAACAGGGAAAUUGGAAUGAACAUAGAAAACGCAGAUUCACGUGGUGGAGUGACGGCACGUAAACCAACCAUUAUAGAUGCUUUUGGUCCACCAGGUAUCGGUCGAUUGCUACGAGAGCAAAAGUAUUACAAAGCUUACGUCAUAUCUUGUCGUCGUAUAUCUGAUCCGGCUGUCAUUGGACCUAAGGGUCUGGUCGACCAUUACCGAUGUUGUAUGUUCACUAUGUUGGGUGGAGAGUUGGAAGAAGCGAUUCGAAUCAAAGAACAACUGAAGACGUUAAUAAGAGAGAAAUUCCAAACCACGCCGAAUGAAAUCAAAACAUUUGCUGACACUAUCAGGGGUGAAGGGAAAGACAUAGAUGCGAUUUUGUUUGAUCAAAUCGCUGCCGAGUUUUAUGGAAAUCAAUCGAAAGCAGGACACGUGACCCACACGGUUGAGCAACCAAGCGUAUCGCAAGCUACGUCAUCGUUACAAGAUAUGCAAAUUAACCCACAAGGAUCACGUGGUGGAGUGACGUCACGAAAACCAACGAUUGAAGAUAUUUUUGCUCCACCAGGUAUCGGUCGAUUGCGGCAAAAGCGAAAAUAUCACGAAGCUUACGUCAUAUCUUGUCGUCGAAUGAAGUUCGACCCAGCUGUCAUUGGAUUUAAGGAUCUAGUCAAUCAUUACCGAUGUUGUAUGUUGGUUGAAGAGACAGAAGAAGCGAUUCGAAUCAAAGAACAACUGAAGACAUUAUUAAAAGAAAAAUUCCAAACCACCCCGAAUGAAAUUAAAACCUUUGGUGACACUUUCAGGGGUAAAGGGAGAGACAUGGGAGCGAUUUUGUUUUAUCAAAUCGCUGUCGAGUUUUAUGGAAAUCAAUCGAAAGCAGGUUUGGUCGGGAUAUCGAAUUGCGCAUGUGGGAUCCAAGAAUCUAUCAAGGCAAUGUUAUCACGUGACGAAGGAUUGAAACCGAUCGUUCGAACCCAUUUGAUUCCACUGAUGCGUGAAAUGCGAGAAAUGAUUCGACGAUCUAGUGACGUCAGUGAGGAAGAUCGGUGUUUGCAGGAAGUUCGUUGCUUGAAUCAGAUCGAAUACAGUGAAUAUUUGUUUGGAGACUGGAUUAAUCGUAAAACAACAGUGGAAGAAGCGAUCGCUAUUAUGGAAAGGGUGUUCAAGAAGAGAGCUGGAAAGUAUCGUGUGUACGGAGUUUGUUUAAACAAUCUCGGUGACACGUAUAACAACACUUCCCGACCCAACGAUGCCUACCAGUGUUUCCGCAAAGCUAUUGCAGCUUAUGGGAAAGCUGAGGAUAUCAACGCUGAUGAAAGAGAUAAAGAGAUUGCCAUCAGCAAAUGUAACUUGGAACGUGCGAAAAGUCAAAUGAAAUAA